UUUGCUUAAUCAAGGCAGAAGAAAUGCAAGCCAAAAAUGCAGUGAUGGGAUUUACUGUGGACGCUAGGUCUCGGUUAGACCCUCCUAUACCUACAAACUAUGUUGGGAAUUGCUUAGUGCUUCGGAUGGCAGUUGCAGAAACAAAAGCGCUCUUAGGAGGAGAGGGAUUGGUUGUGGCGGUCGAUGCGAUCAGUGAGGCUGUAAAAAGUUUGGACGAUGGGGCUUUGAAUGGGGCUGAGGAUUGGAUUCCAUUAUUGUACUCUGUGGGUACUGAUGAGAGUAUAUUUUCGACGGCCGGUUCACCUCGCUUUGAGAUAUAUGAUACGGAUUUCGGAUGGGGAAGACCGAAGAAGGUCGAGAUUGUUUCCAUAGAAGGGACGGGAGCUAUGUCCAUCUCGGAAUCUAAAGAUGGUGCUGGAGGUCUGGAUAUUGGGUUGGUAAUGAAAAAACGUCACAUGGAAAUUUUUGCUUCUCUCUUUGCUAAAGGCCUUGAAAACCUUUGAAGACUAAUUUGUUGCGUCUUCUCAAAUUUUAUGGUUUAUUUUAAUUAUUUUUCUUUUGUUUCUAAUAAUGUGUCAUCAGUGGUAGAUGCAGGAUUCCAACCUCAGGUGGUCCUAGUAUAAAAGAUUUAAAGAUUUUGUAGACAGAAAUAGUGUGUAGCAGGUAAAAAAUUUUCUCUAUUUUUUCAAUGAACACUUCGUUGAGCA
This is a messenger RNA of Malus domestica (apple), 707 nucleotides long. The record is from RefSeq and is a predicted model, not a curated record. Lineage: Eukaryota; Viridiplantae; Streptophyta; Magnoliopsida; Rosales; Rosaceae.